Symbiodinium pilosum is the source of this 2640-nucleotide messenger RNA. Lineage: Eukaryota; Dinophyceae; Suessiales; Symbiodiniaceae. The record is from the annotation of a GenBank genome assembly.
AUGACUGGAACAGAAACGAUCGGAAGCCUGGCUGUGGUGAGCAAUCCAUCGCUCAAACUGGCAGACUUUUCGAAUCUGUCGAUUGUUCACGGUGCGGCUGAGGUGAAGUAUAAUGAACGCUUAGAAGAGUUAGACCUUCCAAAACUCAUCUCCGUCGGUGGGGACCUGAAACUAAAUGACAAUGACAACAUGACGCACAUUGAACUACCUAGUCUGCAGUCCAUAGCAAACUUGGAAGUGGCUUGGAACGCCCAAUUAGAGCUGUUCUCCACACCGGUGGUCUCCACUGGCAGCAUAGCUUUCCUGGCAAACUACCAACUCCAAGAGAUCAUCAUGCCUAACGCAACAGAAAUCGACGGCGAGCUUCGGGUGGCCUUCAAUGGAGAGCUUCGCGAGCUGUCCGGCUUUGAUUCUUUGAAGUAUGUGGGCGGCGACGUGUACAUUGCUGAGAAUCGGGAGCUGCAGGAUAUCUCAGCCUUCAAGCAGCUCCGAGCAGUAAAGGGGAAUUUUCAGGUGAACGAGAAUCCUGCCCUGCGCGAUCUAAGUGGCUUGUCAUCUGACAUGAGCAUCGGCGGAAACUUGCAGGUCUCGGAGAACGAGAACCUGUUAGGAAUCAGUGGAAUGUUGGACCUCCCGGCUGUGAAUGGAUAUGCUGUGCUGAGCUUCAACUGCUCAGGGAAUUCUGUUCGCCCCGCCAAUAAGGCAGCGUGCAUUGCCUGUGAUGCCUGGCACAUCGCCGAAGACCAACGAUGCGCAGUUAGCUAUACCUUCCUGACGAUCUUUGCCUUCAUCUCUGCCUUAUGCUUCGGCAUUAUUCUCACCAUCUUCAUGACGCUCAGGAAGGUGAUGAAUGUGGACUGCAUCUCCUCAAUGUCGGGGAGAGUCCUCUUGCGGAUGCAUGACAGGCAUUAUCUUCUCCGUGGCGGUUGGGGCUGCAGCUUUCCUGUGGUCAUUGUGGGCACAGGAUGUGACCUCCUGGAUCAGCCGUUGAAACCUUUGAAAGCCAAAGCCAUCAGUGACACAGAGCUGGAGCUGCUUGUGCCCAUGGAGAAAGUCGGCAAUCCUAGGCGCUCCAUGAGCUCGCUGCAGGAUGUGCCGGUCUUCACGGAUGCUGCUUGGCAGGAAGUGCAAUCGGUUCUGCAGCCGACAGGGCGCUUUCCAUCACUGAUGUCGACUGUUGAUGUGACGGUCUCGGGAACCACUGCUAGCACUAUGAUGAUCAGCGGCCAGGGGCAGGUCUACGUCCGCUCCCCUUGGGAACUGCUGGCUGGUGGCUUCAUGGUCCCUGCCGUUGCAUGGCUCACUUUCUUCCUGGUGGCUCUUGCCGGGUUCAGUGGCGUUGGGAUUGCAAUUGGUGUGAAACCGGUCAUUCUCUUGGAUGCCGCAGUCUAUGGCUCUCUGGCAGGGGCAGGGGUCGCGUUGCUUCUACGAGUUCGUACUGCGCGUCGCAGACAUUCAAAGAGGCGAACUCGGAGUGCUGCAGUGAGGGAGAUGGCGUUACUAGGUGAUUUGGAGCAGGCUGUCUGGAGUGGGGAUGAUGCUGCUCUACACCGUAUCCAGAGAGAACUACAGUCCUGCAAGUCUUGGGGAAGCCAGCGCUUUGCGUCAACCUUGCAGACGAUAAAGCAGAAGCAGAGUCAGGAUGCGGGAGUCAGUGUGGCGUACUUGCUCUCGACUGAGUUCAUGCUCCUUGCGCAGACACGUAGCCAGCUGGAUGACCCUGACUUCUACGAUUUGAAGGAUGCAUUUUUCUUUACUACCGAUCCAAUAGCAAUCGGCAGCGACAAAGUCUGCCCACGUGAUGGCAAGAUGGGAUGUGCCCUCGUAGAUGUUUUGGAUCACUGUCACCGUAGGGAAUGCACCCACUUUCUAUCGUGGACAUGGGGCUAUUCUGUGAAUCUUGUUCGCAGCUCACUGACGGCGUGGACUGACCAGAGCAAAAUAGAUCCAAAGAAGACAUUCCUGUAUAUGUGUUUCUUUGUGAACAACCAAUACAGGAUCCUGGUAGAUCAGAAUGGGGCAGGCAGCCGAAAUUCAAGCCUGAAAGAAGUCUUUGGUGAGCACUUGCAGCGCGUUGGCCGCAUGGUUGCCCUUCUUGACCACUGGGACUCGCCCAAAUAUUUAUCUCGAAUUUGGACUAUAUUUGAGCAGUACACCGCCGUCGUGUGGGAAAUUGAGGUGACCUUCAUCAUGCCGGAGAUGUCUGGGGAUAGCUUGCUCCAGGAGAUCAGGAAAGGCGAAGAAGGCAUAGUUCGGGUGCGGGACUCCCUGUGCGACGUUGAUGCUGAGAUUGCUUGCGCUUGGAGUCCAGAAGAUGAGAUGCAAGUUAAAAGCAUGAUUGAAGAGACCAUUGGUUUCGAGAAGGUGAACGCCAAGGUGCAGGAGCUCAUGAUUGCUUGGGUGGCAACAAUGGUCAAGGACUAUUUGGGUGGACUAGUCGUAAGCGGUUCUCGUCGCUUACAGCGAUCGGGCGCGCGGACGCAGCUCCUUUCCAGCACGACGGUGGGGCACAGGUCAAGUACCAGGACCAACGCCAGCACUGUCGUAUCAUUACAACCCAUUCGAGCUGGGCAGCACAGUGAGCCUGUAUGGGCAGCUUACAUGCAUGGUUCAGGUUCCACAAACGUGGUAACACUCUGA